Messenger RNA from Acanthisitta chloris (rifleman), 221 nucleotides. Its product is annotated as peptidyl-prolyl cis-trans isomerase-like 1. The transcript has a single exon. Gene Ontology annotation, cellular component: catalytic step 2 spliceosome. NCBI's taxonomy places the organism in Eukaryota, Metazoa, Chordata, Aves, Passeriformes, Acanthisittidae. The record is from RefSeq and is a predicted model, not a curated record. The annotation marks the transcript as partial. Gene Ontology annotation, biological process: protein peptidyl-prolyl isomerization. Gene Ontology annotation, molecular function: peptidyl-prolyl cis-trans isomerase activity.
GUGCUGGGAUCCUGGCAAUGGCCAACGCUGGGCCGGACACCAACGGGAGCCAGUUCUUCCUGACGCUGGGCCCGGCGCAGUGGUUGGAUGGCAAGCACAGCAUCUUUGGCAGGGUGUGCCAGGGCAUGGGCGUGCUGGGCCGCCUGGCCAUGGUGGAGACCAACGCUCAGGAUCGUCCCCUCGACGAUGUCAAGGUCAUCAAGGCCUACCCCUCGGGUUAA